AUGAAUGUAGUUUCUGUAGCGGAUACACAAACGGACCUAUUUGAAGAGCCAUUAUUCGACGAAGCAACAUCUUCUAAAACUGAUAAAUCGCAGACAGUCUUUACAGAAACCAGCAUGGAAGCAACUCCAUUUGUAGAUGUGUCAAGUCUAUCCUGUCAAGAUUGCAAGGUGAAAACAUCAAGAUUGAAAAAUUUGAACCGAAGAGUGAAUCGCCAAAAUCUGAAAAUAAUAAAACAGAAAAGGAAAUUAACAAGUCAAAAGAAUGCAAUCAAUUAUCUAAAACGCAAAGUUAAGAAAUUCAGAGAGUCAAAACAAGGACAGCCAACUAAGCUCGUAAAUAACAUGGACGUUGAAGAGACAGACAGUGAUUCUGAUUCCUGCAAAAGUUUCGCUGAAAAUGAUGAUGAGUGGAAUCCAGUAGGAGCUGAAGAUGAAUCUGAAGACAGCGACGAAGAAUUUGUAAAUGAGGAAGAAAUAGACAGUGAUGAAAAUGAUGAUGAUGAAAAAGUAACCAAUGAAACAAGAGGGAACAUUAGCAAUGAUGCAACCUACACUGUCGGGAGUGAACCAAAGUUCAUUGUAUUUUACUCGCUGCUAUUCAACCUGUUUAGUAUGUUCUGUUUCCGAUGUAGAGCUGAUCAUCCAUCUGUAUCAAUGAAAAAGAAUGGAACCAUGGUGACAGUAAGGCAGGAUUGUACGGCAUGUGGAGAAAAUGCAUUCACCUGGAAGUCCCAACCAACGAUGAAGGGCGGUUUUCCAGCAGGCAAUUUGUUGCUAAGUUUUGGAAGCCUUAUGGCAGGUGCCUCCAUAAGCAAGAUACUUCUGGUUUUUCGGCACAAGGGAUUAUCAGCAUAUACGGCUAGAACCUACUACUAUCAUCAACAGAAGUUCCCUUUUCCAUCUGUUCUAAGACAUUGGGAAGUCUAUCGUUCAAAACUGGUGAGUGAGCUUACCAAUAGAGAGGAUCUAGUUUGGUGUGGUGAUGGUCGAUUCGACUCGAUGGGCCAUAGUGCAAAAUAUGGUGCCUAUACCAUGCUUUGCUGUACAUUGAUGAAAAUUGUUCAUUUUGAAAUUGUUCAGGCAAAUGAAACAAAGGGUAGCAAUCAAAUGGAACUGGAAGGAGUAAAGAGAUCGUUUAGUUUUUUAUCAUCUUUUUGUAUAUAUGUACCAAUAUUUAUAUCGGAUAGACACUACGGAAUCACAAAAUGGAUACGUGAGAACCAGCCUCAAACAAAACAUUAUUUCGACUUAUGGCAUGUGGUGAAAUCAAUUAUGAAAAGGGUAAGAAGUAGCGGGAAAGAGAAGGGAUGUGAGAUACUUCUUCUGUGGAUGAAAGGGAUUCGAAAUCACCUUUACUGGUGUGCAACCUCAACUCAAGUUGGAUUCGGAGACCUUGUUUUGGCAAAAUGGAAAUCAUUUACUAACCAUGUUGCAAAUAAGCACAGGAAUCACGAAGACCCCCUAUUUAAAAAUUGUGUCCAUGAACCAAUUACUGAAAGAAGAAAAUGGAUCAAAAUAGGUACAGCGCCAUUUGACAAACUGAAGGCAAUUGUAUCUGAUCCAAAACUUUGCGGUGCAGUUAAGAUGCUAUCAUCCAAUGACCAAACCAGUUGUCUUGAGAGUUUUCAUUCAACUCUUAAUCAAUGGCACCCAAAAAUGUUGCAUUUCUCCUGGAUGGGAACGAAUGUAAGACAUGCAUUGGCAACACUGCAUUUCAAUGAAAACCUUAAAAGAAAACAGAUGACAUCAAACACAGGAGACGACUACUUCAAAGUUUCUUAUCCCAAAUAUAAACUAGGUGAAGAAAUUGUGAGAAAGAUACCUGUUAUGCCUACUUAUGGAUAUGUUCAGGAUAUCAUGGAUGUGCUGCUGUAUGAAACAAAGACCAACCUAGCAACCAUCAGCAACAGAUAUGAAAGAAAGAAUCCUGGCUCACUUUUGGAUCAAUUUCCAAAUCGCAAAAGAAAGCAGGAAGCCAUUCAGCAUUUCAAAGAGAGACAGUCAAAAGACAUGGUUACACUUUACCCCCAAGCGGAGGAGCAAGAAGCAAUGUUGGAGGAGCAGAAAACAGCAGCAAUGACCCCUGUUGUGGGUAGAAAAACACCAAAAUGUAAAAAUUGUGGGAAUCCAAGAAAAGGUCACCCUAAGAAUUCCUGCCCCUUAUUUGGAUUGAUUUUUUAUUUAAGCCUUCUGAUAGAUUUCUAAAUAUCUACUUUUUUGUUCCUAAGACAACAAGGAUACACGAUGCAAUUUAAAAAUUAAUCAAGUCAAAUGAUAUUUCAACACAUUUUGAAGAACACCCUAUACUUUGCUAAGAGUAUGAAAGAUUUAUCAAAAUACAUAGUUUUAACAAACCUUUAAUUUCUUUUUUCUGAAUCUUUAUAGCCUUUAGUAGUUCCACUAGCAAACUUUUCACGAAUGGCAUGAUAGAUGCAAGCAGGAAGGGGUCUGGAAUUUUCCCAGCCCAUGUAGCCAAACAACCAUCGUGCCAACCAACGAUAUGAUACUGCUCUCAAAUAUCUGAUGAAAAUGAAAGCACUUGUUAAAAUUGUCAAAACUAUUUCCUGUUAAAACUAUCAAUGGUAUACAUAACUUGCUUCACUAGAUUGUAUAUAUAUAAUAUAUUUCAUGUUUAUAAAAAGGUAUGCUUAAUUUCUUUCAGAUAAUUUUAUUUUGUUACUCACUCGUGUAGCCCUGCCUUCCUGCGAUACUUCCUUCCUUGUCUGUCCCUAAGCAGUGGGCCAACAUUCUGAAGCACAGUUGUAUUUGACAUGGCAAUGAAAUCAUCAUGUUGUGUAAUGCAUGAUAUUUGUUCAAUGCUUCCGUCAAAUACAAGUUUACCCUGUGCUUCAUUGACCUCAAAGCAGCAUCUGUACUCCAAAGCACCAACAAGAUGUUCAAUUUUACAUUUUCCACAUCUACACCUGCAAAAAAUAAGACAUAAUGCCAUAGUCAUCAUCAGUUAAGUUUACGAUGGUGCGACCCUCCGGGCCUAGGCACUAUCGCGAUGUGUGCUAAUUAUUUCCGUUGAUGCCUACAGUAUUUAUACAUCAUUGAAAUUAAAGAAAACGGGUUUUAAACAUAUAUUCGUCAUUUAUGGAAUUAAACUUACCAUGAACUAACUUCUGUAUUUUGUUCGUAUCGCUCUCGCAAAACUGCCGGGGUUAGGCCGUCAUGAUCGUGGCCUAGGUCAUCCUCGUCGGUACUUGAUUCUGUGUCUGCUGAACACCGUAAACAGCAACUGCUCCCUCUUCUUCUUCGGAAACUUCUAAACUAGUGUCACUUUCGUCCGACAUGGUGAAAAUAGAAAUUCAACAAGAUACGAUCGCCCACUCAGCUAGAAAAUUUGUCCUCAAAUUAUGAACAUGCGCGCCUCGUGUCCAUAACUUUACGUCACAGCUCUCUAGUGUCUAGUCCCCCUAUGCCUCUUUUUAUUGAAAAAUUAUUGUCAGUUUAGCGGUGUUUAAGUUUAUUUUCAAUAGUCUUAUUUCUUGAAAUAGCUAAUGCGAAUUAUUUUUCCUGUACAAUUGUGGAUGGAGAAAUCGAUUAAACGCAUAAAAAAAUUUGUUUCAUUUCCUCUUUAAGGAAAUUCUCCAGAAAAUCUGUAAGUUACAAGGCAGUAUGCUGUUGAAGGCAUAGAUUGAGGCAGCGUCGCCUAUUGGCCCAGAUAUUUAAUACUUACGAUCUUGAUGGCACAAAUCCUUUGAUGAAAACCAAAUUGAGUUGCCCUGCCAGAAAGCAACAAAGAUUUUGGACAAGGCCUGGUUGAACUGCAGCUUGGUGGCAAAAUAUCGUUGACAACAUUCUUGUGCCAGAGGAAUGGUGAGAGAACUUUUGAAUGUCUAAAAAAAGCUUUAUGCAAUUGUGCGAUGAAAUAAGACCUUACUUGACGAAACAGAGAACUAAUAUGCGCAAAUCCUUAUCAGUUGAAGAACAACUUGCUGUUGCCCUCUACCAACUAGCAGACAAAGGAAGGUAUAGGAUAUGCGCCAAUGCCUUCGGAAUUGCAAGAGCAACAGUUUCAGUUGUCUUGAGGAGGGUGUGCACAGUGAUAACAAACCAACUUGGUCCAAAAUACAUAAAGUUGCCAACAACUGCUGAUCAAGUUGAAUUCUUGACCAAAAAUUUUUACAGGGACCAUGGUUUUCCACAAUGCAUUGGAGCUGUUGACGGACCUCAUAUUUUCAUAAGAAAGCCUUCACAAAAUCCGACUGACUACAUAAAAAAAAUCGCUAUUCAAUAAAUGUUCAGGCAACAUGUGGCUUUCGCCAUUGCUUUAUAGAUGUUGUGGUUAAAUGGCCAUGAUCUGUGCAUGAUGCUAGGAUUUUGUCAAGAUGGCACCAUUCCAUCUUGUCCAAAAGUGAUUGUUGUUGGUGAAGAAAGUGUUCCUGUGUGUCUUUUAGGAGAUCCUGCCUACCCUCUCUUACCAUACCUUUUGAAGGAAUUUUCCAAUGGGGGUAAUGAUAUUGCUAUCAACAA
Messenger RNA from Rhopilema esculentum, 4479 nucleotides. The record is from RefSeq and is a predicted model, not a curated record. Lineage: Eukaryota; Metazoa; Cnidaria; Scyphozoa; Rhizostomeae; Rhizostomatidae.